GGCCACAGGGCACAGGCCCAAGUUAUGGAUUGGGUAGUAGUUCGAAACGGCGCCUGGCUCAUACAGCUGAAGGCAUUACUUUCCCUUCAAAAAGCUACCAUAUUAUGCCGUCUGCAAAACAUGCGCACUUUUGACGAAUCAGUGUCCAUUGUGUGAGAGAGUUGUAACUGGAAAGUCUGAAACAACAGGUUUCAGCAAAACACAGCAAAAUGGCUGCUCAGCUGCCUAGGAGAAUUAUCAAGGAGACACAGCGGCUGAUGGCAGACCCCGUGCCGGGCAUCAGCGCCGUCCCAGAUGAGCAGAACGCCCGUUACUUCCACGUCAUAGUCGCAGGCCCUGAGGGAUCUCCAUUCGAAGGGGGCGUCUUCAAGCUGGAGCUAUUCUUGCCGGAAGAAUAUCCCAUGUCGCCUCCAAAAGUACGAUUUAUGACCAAAAUAUAUCACCCAAAUAUUGACAAGCUGGGAAGGAUCUGCCUAGAUAUUCUGAAAGAUAAGUGGUCGCCGGCGCUCCAGAUUCGGACCGUUCUGCUCUCAAUUCAGGCACUGCUGAGCGCGCCCAACCCGGACGACCCUCUGGCCAACGACGUGGCCGAGCUUUGGAAGUGUGACGAGGCGGCUGCUAUUCGGAACGCACGCGACUGGACGCAUCGCUACGCCGUGGCCGACAAGCAGUGAGCUGCGGCGGCGGUUCCUGACUACACGAGAAUGGCCGUGAGCGGUGGGACCCCCACCCGUUCCCCGAGGUGGGAGGUCGGGCUGGCGGCUUGAAGAGGCCCCCCAAGGCCGGCAGCGAUGGGCUGCUGACACGUAUCCAGAGACUAUGAGACGGCCUGAGGGACGCGGCCGGAGAGCGCCCCUAGCUCGAGGCCCGCGGCGCGGAGGUAUUAUCGCUAGCUGCGGCGAGAUGGGGCGAUGGCUGUGGCGCCGGUGCGCGGUGCCGUGCCGAUGGGAGACGGCCCGCGCUCCUCGCUCGCUCGCUGCUGUGUCCACCCGCGCGCGCGCGUGCACCUCCUGUCGACAUUCUUGGUGGCUGUUGGGGCCGGGCGGGCGCGCUGUGAUAGUCGGCGCCGGCGAGUCGACUCCGCGCGGGAGCCGUCCCUGGUGUCGGACCGGCCGGCGACGGAUUCGACGCGCGCUAUCUUCCGGCGACUACUCGCGGCGCCACGUGGCACGCGCGCCGCACUCUGCUAGAUGGAAUGAAUGAAAUUGACGAUA
Messenger RNA from Amphibalanus amphitrite, 1214 nucleotides. Its product is annotated as ubiquitin-conjugating enzyme E2 N-like. The coding region runs from base 210 to 674 and encodes 154 amino acids. The transcript has 5 exons. Lineage: Eukaryota; Metazoa; Arthropoda; Thecostraca; Balanomorpha; Balanidae. The record is from RefSeq and is a predicted model, not a curated record.